Messenger RNA from Penaeus vannamei (Pacific white shrimp), 3555 nucleotides. NCBI's taxonomy places the organism in Eukaryota, Metazoa, Arthropoda, Malacostraca, Decapoda, Penaeidae. The record is from RefSeq and is a predicted model, not a curated record.
AUGGGAAAAUUCUCAACGACUCCCGAUAAGUUCUCGAAUUCCAAUGUUACUAAAUUCAAUGCUUAUAAAAUUCUCAAAAUUGAACCCCAUGUUCCACCGUUCUGUCGUCUGGCACUGUCUGGCAACCUCGGGGUCUUCCCAGCUGGGUGCGAGUGGCACUCCGGUGGCACAGCUAGUUGGGCCUUCAGUCCGUCCUUACACUUACUGUUGAAUCUUGAGAGUGGUUGUGAGUUCACUUGCUCGGCGCUGAGAGCCAUGAGAUCUGCACUGGUUGUGGCGUGCGUGUUGGCUGCCCUUGUGCUGCCCCUCCAGGCCCCCCCGCCCCCUGCCGGAGGGGAGGGGCACUUCGCCCUGCAGCCCCGCCCCCCGAGGUUCGCAAGUGGGCGUCGCCUGAGCUGGUGGAUAUUCGGGGACGAUGACGAAGAAGUGACCACGCCCGCCGCAAGCGACCACGUCUCGCCCACGCCCGCUCCUACCCCCUCGCCCUCUCCCUCCCCCCCGCCAGGCCCCACCACCACAGAGGAGCCGAGCGCAUGGAGGUCGUGGUUCUCGAAGGUGGGCGACAAGAUCAAGAGCGCGGCGUCCAAGGUCAAGGACGAGCUCCGGGAGGUGAAGGAGGCGUACGACACGGGGCGGGCGGCUGUGGGAACGGCCCUCAAGACGGGGGCCAGUAAGGUCGGGUCCGCCAUCAAGUCCGGCUUCAGGAAGAUCAAGAUCAAGUUCACCGGCGGCGGCGAGAAGUUCAACAUCAUGGCGACGCGUCUGAAGGAGAAGCUCGAGGCGGGCGACGAGCGGAUCCUCGAGCUCUUGAAGAAGCUCGGGAUCAACGUGAACAUCGAGGACAAUAAGGUCACGGGAACCAACGUCGACAAGAACGUGUCCGUGUCCGAGGUCCUUCAUGGCGAGGGACUUCUCUCCAACAAGUCCGCCCACUACCACACUGUCGUCGAGGAGCCUGAGUUCACGGGCGGAGAGGGGGCGCCGGAGCUGGGCGAAGGGGCGGGCGAGAGGACCACGACGGAGGAGGUUUUCCACUCCGCCGAGGACCAUGACACUUUCCAUGCCACUGAGGACCACGACACUUCCCAUGCCACUGAGGACCACGACACUUCCCAUGCCACUGAGGACUAUGAUACUUUCCACUCCGCUGAGGACCACGACACCUUCCACUCCGCCGAGGAAUACGAGGACGACUUGAUCACGCCCUCGACUCCGCGCGUAUCGACUCCUUCCACCGCGAGGCCCUCGGUUAGUGUCACGGAAUCCACUCCUGGGCGCUCGACGACGACCAGGAGGCCAACAACAACGGCCCCAACUCCUACGGUGGAACUUUCUUCAACAACUUCCUCAGCAUUGCCCUCUACUUCGCGUCCAGUAACGACUAGCAAGCCAACAACAACGAGCACUGUGGAACCAUAUACAUCACCUUCUGCAACAAUCGAACCUACCAUUCCAACGACCACCACAACAGCUAAACCCAUAGAUCCAACAACAGUCUCUACAACACCUAAACCUUCACCUCCAACAACCACAACACUCAAACUAACAGAUACAACUACAACCUCUACAACACCUAAACCUUCCCGACCAACAACCACCACAACUGCCAGACCCUUAGAUCCAGUGACCUCUACAACAAUUAAGCCUUCGCCAACAACCACCACAACAAUUAAACCUUCAGAUCUAACAUCGACGACACUCAGAACCACAACUCCUACAACCACAUUUAAACCUUCAGAUCCAACAACAUCGACGACACUCAGAACCACAACUCCUACAACCACAACAUUUAAACCUUCAGAUCCAACAACAUCGACGACACUCAGAACCACAACUCCUACAACCACAACCACAUUUAAACCUCCAUCCCCUACAACCACUACCGUAAUCGCUGACACAACCACGAGAAGCACAGUUACGUCGACGAGGAAGCCUAUUAUCCCUCCGUCACCCACACCUUCAGGAGAGGACGUCACCGAGGCAUACGAACCUCCUCUUUUCCCCGGAGGUUCAACCCACACCGAGGAGGAGGAGGAGGAGGAGGAGGAUGCUGAACCAUUUGAACCUCCUCCGUUCCCCGAUGUGUUCAGUGACCCGGAUGUGCGAGAUCGCCUGAGGGAGUUCUAUGAAAAUGGAGACUUCAGCCAUUCAGAACUCGUUUCUAGGUUGAAUUUCGACCCGGAAAACUAUGAAUAUUAUUACGAUGAUUAUGAUUACUCUGAAUAUGCUUGAUUAGACGUUGUGUGUUUGUUGUUGCUGCUGCUGCGUUUGUGUUUGUUUGUCCCCACUCCUAUGCACCAGUCCUCUAUUACCUAUAUAAAAAGCUCUAUAUAAAAAGGAAUUUGUUAUUAGAGCUUUUAACAUAGUCCCUCCUAAAAGAAACAUUCCUCUCCAUUUUCUCUGAUGGAUUUCUUAUUAUUUACACGCUUCACUCGCUCUGUUUUAUAUCACAUACGUGCCUAACAAACUAUUUUCACCUGUUAUCUCUUUGAAAUUCCAUUACAAUAAGUCUGAGUUACUGUUUCCGCUUUCAAUCACACCAUAAUCCAUCUUUAUCUAACAACAGUCGUAGAUUUAAGGGUAAACUAUUGAAAAUCAGCCUUUUGCAGCAUUCGACGAGGUAGAUGGGUAAUUAUUACAAAGACCGAAUGCGACGAUUCUGGCAUCGAUAGAUUCCUCUCACUCUCUACGACUAUCAUAUAAAAAUUUUCGGCAUUGUAUAAUAUAUCAAACUCCUAAAUGUUUGUCUGCUGGCCUAAAUGAUAGAUAAAAAUAUGAAUAUCUUAAAUAAAAUCACCUACAGAAAGGAAAUGGGUAUUACAUGUAUAUGAAAUACGCAAAUCUUAUUAUAGUGUGCCAUAGCUCUUAAUGCAAAAACAGCAAUUCAUGUAAUCACUCUUUUACAAUGAUUGUCCAAUAUAUAUGAAUGAAAAUUAAGGGAAAAUAUAUAAGCAAUGACUGAAACAAAUGGAGAAAAGGCUCUGGUACUUAAAAGACAAAAAAAUAAGGGAUGAAUAUUAAAAAAAAAUAAAGAUAUUGUAUCUUUACAUGCUGGUAUUCUGUUCAUUUCUUAUUUCUUAAGUUUCUUAAAGUAUCUUUUGCCAAGUGUCUAUAUACUUUUCAUUACCACUAGUUACUACUACUUAAUUAUUCUGUGAGAACAUCAAAACCAUAAAGUUUGUACUGGCUGACUGAAUGGCAGAAUAAUGACAGAAAAAUAGUUUUUUAUCAAUGUGUUUGAAAUGCAAUAAAAUUAAAUCAAUAACAUGUGUACUAAAAAAAUCAUACCAAAAGACAAUAUUUAUCAUGUGUAAUGGCAUUAUAUGACUAUAUGUAGGUUUGACAGUAGCAGAACUAGAACAGUUGAUUUCUAUAAACAGAAAGCACAUCUUAACAAAGUGUACAAUAUUUUUUAUACUACAUAUCUUGGGCUACAUGUUUAUACAUUUUAUAAUAUACCAUUGAACUGUUACUGUUUUCAACUUCAGAAGAAAUUACUAUUUGUACAAUGUUGAUUUUAAAGAAUUCCUUCAAAUGAUUUAAAAGCUUUUGCUA